CAAGAGGACAUGCAAUCAGUCCCUAACUGGGUGCAUUUCAAAGAACUGAUUUGGAAUUUAAAAUCCCUGCACAGUUCGAGAUCUCAGUGCUUGAAGAACUGUCUGUUGAAACAGUCACAGUUCUAAACCAUGAAUGGAAGCAUCAACAUCUCCAAUGGGACAUCAUCUUUCUCUGGACAAUGCCUGCGAGACACCCGGAUAGCCCAUGUGGUAUUCCCACUCUUGUACAGCUUUCUUUUCGUUGCUGGAUUUCUACUCAACAGUUUAGCUGUGUUGGCUUUUUUCCAGAUUCAAAGCUCAUCAAGUUUCAUUGUAUAUCUUAAGAACAUCUUGGUUUCUGAUUUUAUAAUGACACUUAUGCUGCCAUUUAAGAUUCUAACAGAUUCAGAACUGGGACUAUGGCAACUUAAAGCUUUUGUUUGCCGUUUUUCAGCUGUCAUAUUUUACGCGACUAUGUAUAUCAGCAUAGUACUGCUUGGACUUAUUUCUAUAGACAGGUUUCUCAAGAUCAUUAGGCCAUUUGGGAAGUUUCGGUUACAUGAUGUCACUUCAGCAAAAAUUCUUUCUGGGUUUGUGUGGUUCUUCUUUUUUGGCCUUUCCUUGCCAAAUGUGAUUUUGUCAAACCGUGAAGCAACACCACUCACUGUCAAGAAAUGUGCUUCUUUGAAGAAUCACUUGGGACUGAAAUGGCAUGAAGCUGUCAACUACAUAUGCCAACUUGUCUUCUGGACUGUGCUGAUCCUAAUCCUCCUGGUUUACAUAAUUAUUGCUAGAAAGAUCUAUAGUUCUUACAUAAAAACACAAACAAAAGAAUGCAAAAUCAAACAAAGAGCUAAGAGUAAAGUAUUUAUAAUUGUGGCUGUUUUUUUCAUUUGCUUUGCCCCUUUUCAUUUUGCUAGAGUACCUUACACUCUUAGCCAAACUGGCAAACGUAUUGACUGUGCUGUACAGAACCAAUUAUACAUAGCAAAAGAAACCACUCUUUGGUUAGCAACUGCAAACAUAUGCAUGGACCCCUUGAUAUAUAUAUUAAUGUGCCGUCACUUUGUAGAAAAAGCUUUCUGUGUUAAAUUACAAAAAUCUAGGAAUACUACUCAAGAAAAUCUGACUAUCGCAUUAGACACUGGAAUAUCUGCAUAGACCCUUUCAAAUCUGCGCUAUCAUACCAUCAAAUUAAAAUACUGUAUAUUAAUUUAAAGAAGAUGUUAUUUGCUGCAGUUCAAUUCUAAUGUGUUAAAAUUUUAGCUGUGCUAGUGUAUGUUUAUUAGUUGGUAUCUAAGUGUAUGUUAUGUGUGGUAUGUCUAAUGUUUGUAUUUAUAUAUAAAAUAAAAUAAAAAAAAUAGCUGUGCUAUAUUAUAUAUUUUGUAUAUACUACUGAAGUAUACUAAUGUAUAGUUUAUGACAUAGUAUUGUGGCAAUAUUGUUGUGUACUUUCAAGUAAUUUUUGACUUAUGGAAAC
Sceloporus undulatus (fence lizard) is the source of this 1459-nucleotide messenger RNA. RefSeq names its product purinergic receptor P2Y13 (gene P2RY13). NCBI's taxonomy places the organism in Eukaryota, Metazoa, Chordata, Lepidosauria, Squamata, Phrynosomatidae. Gene Ontology annotation, cellular component: membrane. The transcript has 2 exons. The record is from RefSeq and is a predicted model, not a curated record. The coding region runs from base 130 to 1140 and encodes 336 amino acids. Gene Ontology annotation, biological process: negative regulation of adenylate cyclase activity; G protein-coupled receptor signaling pathway. Gene Ontology annotation, molecular function: G protein-coupled purinergic nucleotide receptor activity.